Penicillium malachiteum is the source of this 2106-nucleotide messenger RNA. RefSeq names its product ESCRT-0 subunit protein VPS27 (gene vps27). The coding region runs from base 1 to 2106 and encodes 701 amino acids. Gene Ontology annotation, cellular component: ESCRT-0 complex. NCBI's taxonomy places the organism in Eukaryota, Fungi, Ascomycota, Eurotiomycetes, Eurotiales, Aspergillaceae. The record is from RefSeq and is a predicted model, not a curated record. Gene Ontology annotation, biological process: protein transport to vacuole involved in ubiquitin-dependent protein catabolic process via the multivesicular body sorting pathway; protein targeting to vacuole. The transcript is spliced from 5 exons. Gene Ontology annotation, molecular function: phosphatidylinositol-3-phosphate binding; metal ion binding; ubiquitin binding.
AUGGCUGGCUGGUUCUCUUCUUCGUCCCCGCUUGAUGAGCAGAUCGAGCGGGCGACCGGUUCGUCACUGGAAGAUAUCUCUCUGAACCUAGAGAUCUCUGACAUGGUCCGAUCGAAAAGUGUCCAACCCAAAGAUGCGAUGAGGUCUUUAAAGCGCCGCCUGGAGAAUCGGAACCCAAACAUUCAACUAGCAACAUUGAAGUUGACCGAUACAUGUGUCAAGAACGGAGGGACUCACUUCCUCGCCGAAAUCGCCUCCCGUGAAUUUAUGGAUAAUCUAGUGUCCCUGCUCAAAGCGGAAGGGGCACCUCUAAACCACGACGUUGAACAGAAAAUUCUGGAGUUGAUUCAAAACUGGGCUAUGGCAGCGCAGGGCCGCAUGGAUCUGAUGUACCUUGGGGAGACAUAUCGCAAACUGCAGACCGAGGGAUUCCAAUUCCCCCCGAAAACAGAAAUGAGCGGUACAAUGUUAGAAAGUAAUGCCCCACCAGAGUGGAUAGACUCGGACGUUUGUAUGCGGUGUCGAACCGCCUUCAGCUUUAUGAACCGCAAGCACCACUGUCGCAAUUGUGGCAAUGUUUUCGAUGCGCAAUGCUCCAGCAAGACACUUCCCUUGCCGCAUCUCGGAAUACUCCAACCUGUUCGUGUCGAUGACGGUUGCUACACAAAACUGACCUCCAAAGCUUUCACUCCGGCGGCAGGCUUAUCAGAUCGAUCUGCGUUCAAGAACAACUCCAUAACCAAGUCUGCUUCCAUGGAGCCCCGUGGCGCUAAGGCGGACACCAGCUUUGAUGAUGACCUUCGUCGUGCACUGCAAAUGAGUUUGGAGGAGGCGGAAGGCCGAGGUCCAUCUGGAUUCGUACCCCAGACCGGCAACGUUCCCGAGCCAGUGACGGCCACUCCCGGGCCCACCAAUGUAGAAGAGGAAGAUGCAGAUCUCAAAGCGGCUAUUGAAGCAUCACUGCGAGAUAUGGAGACGCAUAAGCAGCAGCACGCUGCCGCUCUGAAGAAUAAUAUUCCGCAAAGUGAUACAUUUCAGGAUUCAUCAAACAGCCAGACUCCUCUGCCGAAGAAUCCUUAUGAGCUCAGCCCCGUCGAAGCUGAAAAUAUUCAUCUUUUUUCUACGUUGGUCGAUCGACUACAGCACCAGCCACCAGGAACCAUCCUCCGCGAGCCCCAGAUUCAAGAGCUUUAUGAAAGCAUAGGCACACUUCGACCGAAAUUGGCGCGCAGCUACGGAGAGACGAUGAGUAAACAUGACACUCUCCUUGACCUUCAUGCUAAGCUGUCAACCGUUGUUCGCUACUACGAUCGAAUGCUGGAAGAAAGACUAUCCAGUGCUUAUUCACAACAGAACUUUGGCUAUCGUGUACCUGGGAUGCCUCAAUAUUCCACCAUGACUGGGUUCCCCCCGCCCACGCAUGAAGGCAAACCUGGUGUCGAAAACUUCUAUUAUGGAAAUGCGGCGGAGCCCUCACACCCCUCAACGACUGGGUAUGCGCCGCCGCCAAUGAAUAACGGAGCUUAUGAAGCACCUCCCAGUGGUAUCACAAGUCCUGUGUACCCAACACAGGCUCAGCGUGGACCCCCGGGGAACGAGUCGCACAACCCUAGCUGGAGUCAGAAUCCCUAUCCAUCUUUAGGGUCGCCUCCACCUCCUAGCGGCACUGUGACGAGCAAUCACGCUGCCCCCGUGCCAACUGGACCGUCCGCCUAUUAUGCAGCACCACCGGAUCAAGACGUGGUCCAAACACAAUUCUCCGAGAUACCCUAUCAGUCAUCGCCUAUCCUGCGACGAGACUCCCAGUACCAACCUAGUGCACCCCCGGAGGCUCCGAUACCCAGUGCACCAGAGCCGCAUUCACCGGAGCAGAUGCAAUCACCCACAUACUCCACUAUGGCGCCUGUGAUGCAUCAGCAACCCAUCGGGCCCCCACCCCAGUCCUAUUAUUAUCAACCGCAGCAGCAGCAACAUCCGGUGCCUUCUGAAUACCCGCCGAUGGUCACUGGCCAACCGGGAACAUAUCCGGUAGCCGGACACCCGCAACUGCCCGUAUCGAAUCAGCCCUCCAAGCCAGUGGUGGAAGAGAGUCUGAUUGAGUUAUAG